Messenger RNA from Trichoplusia ni (cabbage looper), 1394 nucleotides. RefSeq names its product brachyurin-like. Bases 29 to 916 code for a protein of 295 amino acids. The record is from RefSeq and is a predicted model, not a curated record. Gene Ontology annotation, molecular function: serine-type endopeptidase activity. NCBI's taxonomy places the organism in Eukaryota, Metazoa, Arthropoda, Insecta, Lepidoptera, Noctuidae. The transcript has 5 exons. Gene Ontology annotation, biological process: proteolysis.
UAGCAAAACAAUUUUCAUAUCUCCUAAAAUGCGUGCUCUUGUAUUGUUCGGUCUGGCGCUGGUGGUAUCCGCAACGGCCGUAGACGUUUCGGUGUCAUACCACGACACCAUUGGUAUUCCCACCGCGGCGAAGAUAAAGGCUUACGAAGAUGCUUAUUUUGCGAACCGAGGAAAAGACGAAAAAAUUAUUGGAGGUGUACAUGCUCCCGUCGACGCUCAUCCAUACUUCGCCGGUCUGCUGGUAAGUUUCAUUGGCCAAGCUAACAGAUCAGUUUGCGGCUCCUCUCUUAUCUCGUCCAACCGCCUGGUGACUGCCGCUCACUGCUGGAGGGACUCUCAAAAGCAGGCCUGGCAGUUUGAAGUCAUCCUUGGAUCAAUUUUCUUGUACAGUGGUGGUAUCAGGAUCAAUACUAACCAGGUCUACACGCACCCUCAAUGGAAUCCCUUUAACCUUAACAAUGAUGUCGCUAUGAUCUAUCUUCCUGUUAGUGUAUCGAACGCACCCGGUAUCGCGCCUAUCAGCCUUCCACAGAACAAUGAGUUGUGGCAGACAUUCGUGGGACAGUGGGCUACUGCUGUUGGCUUCGGGAAAACUAGCGACCAACAAACAGGUUCAUCGACUGUAGUGAGCCACGUAGGCUUGCAGGUCAUGAAUGUGGCGCAAUGUCAACAAAUCUACAACAACCCACAGCAAGGUUUAUUCUACGUGGUGGCCAGCACGCUGUGCACCGCCGGCUGGGGCGGCGUCGGCAUCUGCGGCGGAGACUCCGGCGGACCUCUCGUCACCAACUUCAAUGGAAGAAAUAUUCUCAUUGGUGUAAGCUCAUUUGCCGCCCACAACGCUUGUCAGCAUGGUCACCCUUCGGCCUUCGCUCGUGUCACCAGCUUCAUCAAUUUCAUCAACCAGCACAUGUAAACGAUACAAAACCAACUUCAAAAGAUUCCGAAAUAAAAUAAAAUGAGAGAUUAAAUGAGAGAAUAAAAUAGAAUGAGAACGAUUGAAUCUAGUUUAUUUCGGAUUAAAGAGAUAAAAUAUUAACUCUGUCAUAGGUAUCUAUAGUUGAAGCAAGUAGACAUGGUGAACUUCUUACGCCUUACGUCGGUUAAUAACAAUAUAAUCUCAUCUUUAAAGUUGUAUCAUCUCAUGAUGUUUUCCUUUACUGUUUGUCAGUGGAGCAAUACACUAAUGAAUAACGUACCUACUUUGAAAAGUUCACAAUGACGCUUGCAUGUGAGAUCGAACCUGCACAAAAUGACUAGAAAAGUCCAGUAGCACGGUUUCAUGAAGUGCCAAUUGUUACAUUUGUAUAUUCUUAAGUAGCCAGUUUCGUUCAUAAAAACAUUUUUUAUCCUUAUAAUUAAUUAUUGGUAAAAUAAAAUAAAUAAAGAGAUUA